This is a messenger RNA of [Torrubiella] hemipterigena, 1655 nucleotides long. The record is from the annotation of a GenBank genome assembly. Lineage: Eukaryota; Fungi; Ascomycota; Sordariomycetes; Hypocreales; Clavicipitaceae.
GCCGUUGAACCGUCUCGUGCGCUUUCUGGCUUUUUGAGACACAUCCCAUCCCCCCUUGCUUUUGCUCCAGCUUGCGCAUCAUGUCGAGCAGCGACGAGCCUCCCAAGUAUGCUGCUGACCCCGCGUCUGCUGCUACUCCAGCUGUAAAGGAAACCGCGCAGGUUGACUUGCGCAGUGGCAGCGACAAAGCGCAGAUGACGGUCGGCGAGGCCCAUGGCUUCUCGCUGGAAGAAGAGAAGGCGCUUCUUCGUCGUGUCGAUUGGAGACUUGUUCCUAUGUGUGCGCUCAUCUUCAUGGUCAAGUCGAUUGAUGUCAACAAUGCCGCCAAUGCCCGCAUUAUGAACCAGGGUACGCCGCAGAACAUCUUGAAGCAGCUCAAGAUGACUGGCGACGACUUCAACUUUGUCAGCACUGUGUACUUUAUUCCGUUCCUUGUUUUUGAGAUUCCCUCGCUGCUUUUGAUUAAGCGCAUGCUGCCUUCUAGAUUCCAGGCGCGCAUCAUGUUCACCUGGGGUAUUGCGCUUGCUUGCCACGCCGCCGUCACCACCAAGACGGGCAUCUACAUUGCUCGAUUUUUCCUCGGUCUUCUUGAGGCCGGCAUGUUCCCCGGUGUUAUUCUGCAGCUUGCGUAUUGGUACCGUGCCGACGAGAUGCCAAUGCGCCUUUUGUGGUUCUACGCAUUUGAGUUCUUUUCCAACGUCAUCAGUGCUCUUCUUGCCUUUGGUUUUGACUAUGUCUCUGGCAAGGGUGGCCUUUCUGGUUGGCAGUGGCUCUUCCUUAUUGAAGGAAUCAUUACCAUUCUCUUUAGCGUUGCCGUUUGGUUCGCUCUCCCCGAUUUCCCUGAGCAGGCCAAGUGGUUGACUCCUCGUGAGCGAGCCUUCUUGCAAGCCCGUCUUCCCGAAAACGCUCCUCGAUCCGCUGAAGCCCACUUCGACAAGUCUGAAAUUGUUGCAGCCCUCAAGGAUAUCCGUCUUUGGCUCUUUACCCUCAUCUUUGCCACCAAGACUGUCGGAUCCUCUGGUCUCAACUUCUACCUCCCCACAAUUGUUGCUGAUCUCAAGCUCACUUCUAUUGCCAAGAGUCAGCUUCUCACCAUCCCCGCCUCCGUGGUCCCUCUCUUCAUGAUCGCCCUAAGCAGCUGGCUCGUCAACAGCCGCCACGUUCCCAGCCCACUGAUUGCGCUCAUCUACUCCAUCAUCACCCUGGCCUGUUACUCUGUGCUAUACACCUACCCUAACCUCGGUGGUGUCUAUGCUGCCACCAUCAUCACCGGUUCCAUCUCGCACGCUUGGUUCCCCAUUAUGUGGCCCUGGCGCUUGCAGACAACAUCCAGGGCGACUGGCUCCGCCUUCGCCAUUGGUUUCGUCAACUCGCUCGGCCAGAUUGGUUCACUGGUUGGACCCCAGAUCUUCCGAUCUCAGUACAAGCCCAAGUACACGGUAUCCUUUGGUGUUGCCAUGGGUUUCACCGGCCUGUGCAUCAUCUUCACGGCUGUGACAUGGUGGUUUACACGAGUUACCGAGAAGCAGACGCGUGAUGCCCGCAAGCGACGCAUUGCUGCCGCCAAAAACAACGAGUAUCUCCGCGAAGAUGUCGACGUCGAUGCCGAUUUCGCUGAAAAGCCUACGACUAUGAAAAAGACGAUUCCGGUGUAA